ACAACACAUGCACUUUGCUUCACAAUUUCACUGUUUUUCAACAGCAACAUCAUUCCUUUCACUCACUGGAUGCCAUGUCUCUCUCACGCCUCACCACCCCUCUCUGCUGCACUUCUUCAACUUCAGAUUCUUUGAUGACUGCAUCAAUUGUGAAGGAGAAAAUGAACAGUACAUCAUUGUGCCUUGAAGACUCAAAAGAAAGAAUCAGGAAAAUGUUCAACAAGGUUGAACUCUCUGUUUCUUCAUAUGAUACAGCUUGGGUGGCAAUGAUUCCCUCUCCAUCUUCUCCUCAUGCACCAUUUUUCCCUCAGUGCUUAAAUUGGUUGUUGGAUAAUCAACUCCUAGACGGUUCCUGGGGUCUUCCUGAUUGCCAUCCAUUACUGAGGAAUGAUGCUCUCUUAUCUACCUUAGCAUGCAUCCUUGCAUUAAAGCAAUGGGGUGUUGGAGAAGAUCAAAUUAACAAGGGUCUUCAGUUUAUUGAGUCAAACAUUACUUCAAUCAAUGAUGAGAAGCAACACCCUCCCAUAGGAUUUGGUAUACUUUUUCCUUCUAUGAUUGAAUAUGCACAAAAUUUGGGCAUUAACCUUCCAAUUGGAGCUACAAGCUUGGAAACAAUGAUCCAAAAGAGAGAACUAGAGCUGCAAAGAGGUAGUGAAAGCAACUCACAAGGGUGGAGAGAAUAUCUAGCAUAUGUUUCAGAAGGAAUGCUGGAAUCACAAGACUGGAAAACAGUCAUGAAAUAUCAAAGAAAGAAUGGAUCUUUGUUUAAUUCACCCGCUACAACAGCAGCUGUUUUUAAGCACCUUAAGAAUGCUGAAUGUCUUAAUUACCUCCAAUCCUUAUUAGAGAAGUUUGGGAAUGCAGUUCCAACAAUUUAUCCUCUGGAUAUAUAUGUGCGUCUCUAUAUGAUUGAUAGUCUUGAAAGGUUGGGUAUUAAUCAUCAUUUCAAAGAGGAAAUUCGAAGUGUAUUGGAUGAAACAUACAGAUAUUGGAUCCAAGGAGUGGAAGAUAUAUUCUUAGACCCCACCACCUGUGCAAUGGCUUUUCGAAUGUUGCGUCUCAAUGGCUAUGAUGUAUCUUCAGAUCCAUUUUAUCAAUAUUCUGAAGAUAAAUUUGCCGACUCCUUGAAAGGGUACUUGAAGGAUGCUGGUGCUGUUAUAGAGUUAUAUAGGGCUUCACAAGCCAUUAUACAUCCUGAUGAAUCAGUUUUGGUGAGACAAGGUUUGUGGACAAAACAUCUUUUGAAGCAGGAAUCCUCCCCUUACCAAUUAUAUGCUGAUAAACUUCGUCAUUAUGUUGACCUAGAGGUCAAUGAUCUUCUUAAUUUUCCUUAUCAUGCAAAUUUGGAACGAUUGUUAAACCGGAGAUCAAUGGAGCAUUAUAAUGUAGAAGAAACAAGAAUUUUAAAAACAUCAUACAGAUCUUGCAAUCUUGCAAACCAAGAAAUUCUAAAGCUAGCAGUAGAAGACUUCAAUAUCUGCCAAUCAAUACAAAUCGAAGAGUUGAAACAGCUUUCAAGGUGGGUUGUUGAGAACAGACUAGACACGCUAAAAUUUGCAAGGCAGAAACUGGCUUAUUGUUACUUCUCCAGUGCAGCUACUCUUUUCUCCCCUGAACUUUCUGAUGCUCGCAUAUCAUGGGCAAAAAAUGGGGUGCUCACGACAGUUGUUGAUGAUUUCUUUGAUGUUGGGGCUUCUGAAGAGGAACAAGUGGACCUUAUUCAACUAGUUGAGAAGUGGGAUGUAGAUAUCAAUACUGUUAGUUGUUCUGAGACAGUUAAGAUAAUAUUUUCUGCAAUUCACAACACAGUUUGUGAGAUUGGAGAGAAAUCAGUCAAGCGGCAAGGACGCAAUGUGAAAAACAAUGUUAUCAAGAUUUGGUUGAAUUUGAUCCAGUCAAUGUUUAAAGAAUCUGAGUGGUUGAGAACCAAGACUUUGCCAACAAUUGAUGAGUAUAUGCAAAAUGCAUACAUAUCAUUUGCCUUAGGUCCAAUUGUUCUUCCAGCUCUCUAUCUUGUUGGACCUAAGCUUUCAGAUGAAGUUAUUGAAAAUCAGGAGUUGAACUAUCUAUAUAAGCUCAUGAGCACUUGCGGUCGUCUUCUUAAUGAUAUUCACAGUUUUAAGAGAGAAUUCGAGGAAGGGAAAUUGAAUGCACUGGCUUUGCGUAUUGCUCAAGGAACUGGAGUUAUUACUGCAGAAGAUGCCACCAAAGAGAUGAUGGGUAUUGCUGAGGAAAAGAGAAUAGAACUCCUGAGAUUAAUUUUGCAGGAGAAAGAAAGUGUAGUUCCCAGAGAAUGCAAGGAUUUGUUUUGGAAAAUGAUAAAAGUGUUGCAUCUGUUUUACAUGAAGGAUGAUGGAUUUACUGCACAUGACAUGUACUCUAGUGUAAAUGCAGUAAUUAAAGAUCCUGUCAUCCUUAAUGAAUUGUUAGUACAUGCUCAGCAGAACCUUAGUCCUGUCAAAGCCACUAAUGUUGUAAUGCCCCAGUCUAAUUAGAAUUAGACAUGACAAGCAAGACGUGCACUUGCUUUUGGAUUCUAUAUAAAUAAAAUGGCCCAAUCUUUCCUAAGUUUAA
This is a messenger RNA of Cajanus cajan (pigeon pea), 2574 nucleotides long. It is a transcript of the gene GA2, whose product is annotated as Terpenoid cyclases/Protein prenyltransferases superfamily protein. NCBI's taxonomy places the organism in Eukaryota, Viridiplantae, Streptophyta, Magnoliopsida, Fabales, Fabaceae. Gene Ontology annotation, biological process: gibberellin biosynthetic process. Gene Ontology annotation, cellular component: chloroplast. Gene Ontology annotation, molecular function: terpene synthase activity; magnesium ion binding. The record is from RefSeq and is a predicted model, not a curated record.